This is a messenger RNA of Toxorhynchites rutilus septentrionalis, 3952 nucleotides long. RefSeq names its product zinc finger RNA-binding protein (gene Zn72D). The coding region runs from base 213 to 2909 and encodes 898 amino acids. Lineage: Eukaryota; Metazoa; Arthropoda; Insecta; Diptera; Culicidae. Gene Ontology annotation, molecular function: single-stranded RNA binding; zinc ion binding; double-stranded RNA binding. The transcript is spliced from 8 exons. Gene Ontology annotation, cellular component: precatalytic spliceosome. The record is from RefSeq and is a predicted model, not a curated record.
UGCUUCUCUCGUCAAUUCAUGAUGGCUGCCGGAGACACAGCGUUUUCCACACUGCUCUGCUCCAGGACGUGAAAAAUCGAUUGAUCCAUUUCUGUGAUUAGCGUUUUUUUUUUUUCGGUUGGUCUCUCGUUUUCCAGUUGCGACUCGCCAUUCCUGGAAAGCCAAUCGUUUCGAGCAUUAGUGAAGCAAUCCAGUGUAAUUUCUUGUUAUUGAUGUUUGUUGUAUUUUGUUCCUCCCCGGCGACGACGACGACGAUUGUGACCUGCAGUACGACCGCCACCGGAACAGCCUACCCGACAACACAGACGGGUUAUGCAGUAGCGACAGCGGCCGCACCGGCAGCAGCAGCGUCCUACGGAACAGCAGCGGCUGCAGCAGCAGCAGUAGCGCGUCCGCCCGGAUACGAUCAGGCCUAUCAAACGGCCGCUACGCCGGGUACCUACGCAAAUUCUUUUUUCCCUACAGCUACAGCCACAGCAGCGACUUACGAUUACGGGUACGGUCGUACCACCCAAACAUACGACACUAGUAAGACGUACUAUCAGCAGGCAGGAGCCACAGCCGCGGGUUACACGGCAGCGGCAACCGCAUACGAUCCUACUGGUGCUGGGGCCGCAAAGGUAAUCAACUUCCAACCAGCGACACAGGCAACCUACGCUGCGCAACCGGCCCGCGCCACUAUUCAAACGGCCAAAACAGCCACUCAGUACACAGGUCAACCGCAGGCCUACGUCCCGCAAACGAGCGGUUACUCACAGACAGUGACAACGGUGAACGCCGCUCCAAAAUCGGCCGUAACUGCGCAAACCGUGGCUCAAAACACCAACACAUAUUCGGGAUACGAGACCGCUUUGUACAGUGCCGCUACGAUGUACGUUGCUCAACAGCAGAGCACCAAACCUACCAAUCCACUGAUUCCCGGUCAGCAGGGUCCCGCAGGAGGUGGUUGGCAAGGAUACAAAAAGGGCAACCACAUGGGAAUGCAUCCCUACUACAAGCCACGCAACAAACCCCCGAAACCACAGCCUAUCCAUUAUUGCGACGUCUGCAAGAUAAGUUGCGCUGGACCGCAGACCUACCGCGAGCAUUUGGAAGGCCAGAAGCACAAGAAGCGUGAGCUACUGCUGAAGCAAGCUACAGAGCCAGGAACUGCCACCCCGGCAAGACCUCCAAACAGUCUUCAUUGUGAGUUGUGCGAUGUAACUUGCACUGGCAACGAUGCUUACGCAGCUCAUGUCCGCGGAGCCAAACAUCAGAAAGUGGUUAAACUACACACGAAACUCGGAAAGCCGAUUCCAGCUUGCGACCCUGCUCCGAACACUGAUGAGAAAAAGGAUGGUGACACAGACGAACACGAUGAGAAUGUGAAACCGGUUGGAAGUGAGUACAUCGAGGAGAUCAAGGAUGACGAGGGGAAAUUGGUUAGUUUCAACUGCAAGUUGUGCGAGUGCAAGUUCAAUGAUCCUAACGCGAAGGAGAUGCACAUGAAAGGACGACGCCACCGUUUGCAGUACAAGAAGAAGGUUCAACCGGAUCUGUUCGUGGACAUUAAGCCAACACUGAAGCAGAAAAAGAUGGCCGAAGCUCGCGCUCAUCGUCAGGCAAUGCAGGAGGAGUACUGGAAUCGGCGUCGUAUGGCCGAAGCCGAGAUGGACGACAGCGAUCAUGGUAUGAGACAAUUUGGACGACAUCCGUUUUUCGGUAUGCUACCCGGUCGUCGCCCGGAGUCGUCCGAUGAUCGUCACGUUGUCGCACGACACGCUGAUAUUUAUCCGAAAGAGGAGGAACUGCAGACUAUUCAACGCAUUGUGUCACACACCGAGAGGGCUUUGAAGAUGGUUUCGGAUGCUAUGACAGUGGAUGCUAGCAGCAGUAAGGACGAGAAGAAGGACAACGAGACCGAGAAGAAGGAUAGCAAGAACGAAGAACAGAAUAAGGCUGAUUCAAACCAGAUGAUUUCGUUCCUCAAAGAAGCGGAAGGUGGUAAUGUACGGCUGCUGAAAGGUGUAAUGCGUGUUGGAUUGUUGGCUAAAGGACUUUUAUUACACGGCGAUAACACGGUACAAUUGGUUGUGCUGUGUGCUGAGAAACCAACAACAUCUCUUCUGAAACGGGUGAUUACCGAGUUGCCAAUCCAGCUGAAGAAAGUAACUGAGGAGCACAAGUAUACGGUGACAAUGGCUCCGGUUGAGGGCGCUGUUAUGGUGUCCGAUGGGGCUAUCACGGUGAAAAUAUCUCUCACAUCGCCGCUGCUCCGCGAAGAAGCAAACAGUACAGCUGAGCAGAUCGUCCAGAGCUCGGAAGAUUUACUACCACGAGAACCAUGUCUCCAGGCACUUGCCGCACUGCGACACGCGAAGUGGUUCCAGGCUAGAGCAACGGGACUGCAAUCUUGUGUGAUGAUUAUGAGAAUCAUGCGUGAUCUUUGCCAGCGGAUUCCAAUCUGGGGACACAUCACCCAAUGGGCCAUGGAGCUGCUCAUUGAGAAGGUAAUUUCGUCUGCCGGUGGACCGUUAACUCCCGGAGAAUGUAUGCGUAGGGUCAUGGAGGCUAUUGCAUCAUCCAUCCUAAUCAACGGUCCGGGACUGUUGGAUCCAUGCGAGAAGGAACCCGAGGAUGCUCUUGCCGGCUUGAGCAAACAACAACGGGAGGAUAUCACUAUCUCGGCUCAGAUGUUCCUACGUUUCAUUGCCUUCCGCCAGAUCCACAAGGUGCUAGGAAUGGAACCUCUACCGCCACCAAAGUUUGUUGGCAAUCGCAAUUGGCGUUUCAACCGCAAGCGCAGGCGUUCCGGUACCGAGGGUGCCGACAGCGAAGCUGAUGGAAAAAUGGUUAAGAAAGAGGAGAACAAAGGUGAGAGUGGUACCAACAAUGCGGCAAUGGAUUUGGAGAAUGAAAGCGGAAAGUAGACUGUAAGAUCUCUCAUUUAUAAGGUAGGUAUGAUGCAGCAAAAAAAUUUGAAAACUCUUAAAUAUCUUCGAGUAAAAUUCGUAGGAGAGGAAAUCAUGAACACUGGAUUUAGAGCUACCGUGAUUAAUAACUAUCGUAGCGUAUAUCAUUAUAUUGUCUUACUAUUUAAACAAUGGAAUCAUAUGAAAAAAUUACAUCAAACAAACAAUGUGAAAAACAAUGUAAUUCUUAGUUUCAAACAAUCUCCAGUGUUUUAUAUGCUCCCUACGAAUGGACAACAACAGCGAGAAACUCUGUCUAAAUUAUUUCUUUUUUGACGAACGAAAACCUUAAUCAGGAGAAGGAAAACUAUUUCAAGGAACCAAAAGAAAACGUUGGGCAAUCUUUUCAUGAGAUGAAACAUUCUUGUCUAACCAAUAAGUUUCGCUAACAAUUCGGAACAAAAAGUGAAAUCGUAAUAUUACCAUUAGUAAGACAAAAUUUUGAAAAUGAAAAAAAUAUGUAUCUUAAUGUAUUUAAUCAAUCUCUCAAUUUGAAAUUCAGAUAAAUAUAACAUUAAAUUGCCAAGUGGAAAACGUAAAAAAAAACUGGCUGAAUAAAAAUAUCCACUUCGAAGCAAGAUAUCCAACAAACGUCAACCAUUUUACGUCUAGCCACAGAAAAAGAGAGCAACAUGUAUUAUCAACAAAUAACCUAGUAUAUCCUCUAGAUAUGAAAGAACUAUGAACAGGUAAAAAUAGAGCACACCACUGUCGAUGUUUUCUCCGUUUGUGAAUUGAGAUAUAUGAUGCACUGGUAAAAAUUAAAACUCCAUGAAACGAAACUGACAGUCCUAAGAUCUUGAGAGGUGCGGAGCCUUCACUGAGGGGCCCUGCAGAAGGAAGCGUUAGACUUUGGAAAAAAUCGUAGUUACUAAAUAUUACAAAUGAUAGCACACAUCAAUUCAUUGGAAACGAAAAUGAUUCAGUCAGUGAACCCAUAAAAUAGUAAUAGGAUGUAAUAAACAAAUUCAAAGUAUUUUCUUCUUGGAAAAGGACAGAAA